Messenger RNA from Opisthorchis viverrini, 348 nucleotides. RefSeq lists its product as hypothetical. The coding region runs from base 1 to 348 and encodes 115 amino acids. The transcript has a single exon. Lineage: Eukaryota; Metazoa; Platyhelminthes; Trematoda; Opisthorchiida; Opisthorchiidae. The record is from RefSeq and is a predicted model, not a curated record.
AUGCCUGACGUAUGGCCUGACUCGCUGAAUCCAGAGGAUUUAUAUGCAACCAGGAGUCAGUCACAAGGCCAAAUGUCCUCAAGGCACAUUGGCUCGGAGUUACUAUGGGAAAUGCUUCUUGCCCGAGGUCAAGUUUUCAUUAAACGUUUCUAUUACACCCAUGUGGUCGUUGAUGGAGAUGAAACCUGCUUCCACAGAAUGGACUACCAACUUCAGACCUCCCGCAUUCUCGAGCCUACAAGGCAUCGAGGCAGGGACGCUUUCCAUUGGUUGAUCAUUGGACGCAAAUCAGCAUUCAUUGAGUCAAAACUAUGGGAUUUUGGAUCGAAUGAUUGCAAAGGGAUUUAG